This is a messenger RNA of Anarrhichthys ocellatus (wolf-eel), 2137 nucleotides long. RefSeq lists its product as uncharacterized. The record is from RefSeq and is a predicted model, not a curated record. The coding region runs from base 447 to 1061 and encodes 204 amino acids. NCBI's taxonomy places the organism in Eukaryota, Metazoa, Chordata, Actinopteri, Perciformes, Anarhichadidae. The transcript has 7 exons.
UAUAUAAACAUUUUUUGCAUAACUUGCUAACAACAUGUACAUGUAUGCACCUUGAGUUUAGAUUGCAUGGAGAAAAUAAAACUUACUUCCUGUUUAGAAGAAUGUUGUUUUUACAGAUGAAAAUAAAGUAACAAACUAAACUUAAAUUGUUCUGGUAAGAUUUGUUUUUACUUGGCAAAACUUGAUUGGCAGAUUUUUGCAGAAAUGUAACUGAAGUUUAAUUGGCACCACUCAGCCAGUAAUGAUCCCAGUUUGAAACGUGUUUCCGAGAGAAGACGUGCCGUAGGAGUCAUGCUGCUGUGACAGACAGACGCGGGGCGGGACCUAUAAUACAUCCAUGGGCGGGACUCGGAACUCCCAAAUCAGUUAUUGCUAAACAUCCGACCAGCAGCCUCGGAGCGCUACACAACUUUUAAUAAAGGGAAGUAAACGCAGAUAUCGUGACCAUGGCAGAUGGAGCAGCAUUGGUGGAGGAAGGCAUCGGGCCGGCUCAGAGCCCUCUGGUCGCAGUCAGCUUCCAGAGAAGCGUCCACAGGAAGGAGAAGUACCUGGAGGCUGAACCCAAAGCUCUGGGGAUCACCCAGAUUGGCCUGAGUGUGUUUCAGAUCACCUGCGUGGCUGUGUUCCUGUCCAAAGGCCUGAGUCAUGCGCGGACUGACAUACCUUUCUUCAUUUCGUCUCUGCUGCUGAUAAUAGCUGGGAGUUUGGCUGUAGCAGCACGGAACCUCCAUCUGCCAACGCUGAAGGCCUGUUUAGGGAUGCAGAUUGUGGCCUGUGGCGCCUCCAUCUUCAACUUCAUCUUUUCUAUGAUUAAAAUGGAUCUUAUGACCUAUGGCUGCUGGAGUUAUUACUAUGACUCCAACUCCACUAACUUAGCAGAAAUCUGCCAAAAACUUGAGAGCACCAAUUCACAUUUCUUUGCUGAGGUUGUGGUCAUUCAGGCUGCUCUGUUCGCCAUCUCCGUCACUCUGGCCGCCUACUGCUGCAAGGUGGUCAACUGCUGCUCGCCAGCUCCCAAAAUGCCGGUGAUCACUGUGCAUGUGCCACCUGUCCAACAGUGAGGAGACAAAGUGGACAAGCGCAUAAGACAGUUUUUCAGCUACUUACAAAUGCUACACAAAUUUAAAGCUGCUCUAAUCAAUAUCUUUGUAUUAACAAUGUGAAAAUGUAAUCUAAUGUGAAAUAGGUUGUUGUAGUUACAAACCUACCCUACCUGUCCAGCAGCGAACAGAAGACAGACACAGUUAGAGAGUAGGUGGUGAACAUAGUGGAGCAUUUAGCAGUGAAAGAGACAGAUCUUUUUCUCAGGAGUUGGUGGAGUCCAAACCAGAGCUGAAAGAGACUUGGACUUACACUAAGCAGAUGGACAAGUACACGACUAAAUGCUGCUCUGAUCUGCUGGAUGUGUAAAAUAUGCAAGUAUUUUCUGUCAUAAUAUUCAUAGCUACUUCAUAAGGUGUUUAUGUGUCAACGUUGUGUUAACAGCUUGUUCCACUCCACUCAAGUGGUAAAAAAAAAAGAAGUAAAAUCAAGAACAUUGGGGCUUUAAUGAUCUGAGGAGGAUUUCAGUAUGUCUGUUUUAUAUGUACUCCUUCUCUAAAGUAACUUCAAUCAUAGGUAAAUAGUUACAACUGUAUAGAGUGCUGUGGGAAUGAGUCCUAAAACCCAGAAAUUAGUCAGCAUUCUGGUUUUCUGGUUCCCUUGUCUCAAAGUCGAUGGGUUGCCUGAAAUCAUUUCUGCAGUCAACACAAGCUUAAAGUUUUGUUUUACAACAUAAAAUACCUUUGUCAAUAUCGCUCUCGAGAAUUUUUAAGCUUUUACGUGUCUUGAAAAAGUGGUGUUCAUUUGGAAAAAUAGAAAAGAAACCUUUGGCUUUAUGUGGAGGGAACCAGAGCGAUGCUCACUGUUGGCCGUGGUGGCCAACAAAAACACGUCAUUCAUGCACCACUCUAUAGAGGCAACAAAUGAACUUAAUGCUUAUAAUCACAAAUUGAUACACAUUAAUGCUUUUCUGAAAAUGUUUUUGUUCAGAUUGUUGAUUACUUUAUGAUGAUCACUACCUAUAUCAUUACUGAUGUUUCCUUUGUGAUAUCAACUAACAUUUCAUUUAUGGGAAAUAAAAGCUGUAUUAAAAGUU